This is a messenger RNA of Alligator mississippiensis (American alligator), 983 nucleotides long. It is a transcript of the gene C1H11orf42, whose product is annotated as chromosome 1 C11orf42 homolog. Lineage: Eukaryota; Metazoa; Chordata; Crocodylia; Alligatoridae. The transcript has a single exon. Bases 1 to 867 code for a protein of 288 amino acids. The record is from RefSeq and is a predicted model, not a curated record.
AUGGCGGACGGCGGCCCCCCCGUGCUGGACCCGGCCGAGGCAGACGCGCACUGGGCGCUGAUCCGGGACAAGGUGGGGUGGGGGGAGGCGGGCACCGGCCGGGGACCCCCGUGCCCGGGCCAGGGGCACCCCGGCUCACGCGCACCCCCGCAGGUGGCGGAGCAACACCUGGGCGCGGCGGCCGUGGCGACGCGGGCGCUGUGGGCAGCGGGCACGGCGCCCUACGACCUGCUGGCCGUGCUGGUGAAGCGGGGCCCGUGGGUGCCAGGCCGGGCGCGGGCGCUGGGGCCGGCGGGCUGGCUGGACAAGCUGGCGGUGCGGGGGGCCGAGGCGCUGGCGGGCCGCGGGCCGGCGCGGGGGCCGCAGGCCGAGGCGCGCUACGAGGAGACGCGCCUGGUGGCCGGGGUGCCGCGGCAGGUGGCGGUGGUGCUGGCCGGGGCGCGGCGCGAGGCGGUGCCGGAGACAGCGCUGGAGCCGGGCUGCGUGGCGCUGUGGCCCGACCUGCCCUGGCUGCGGGCGCAGCGCAGCAUCUACGUGGUGCACCAGGUGCUGCGCUGCACCAGCCUGGUCCUCACCGUCAUGCAGGACGGCGUGGCCCGCAGCCGGCGCCUGGCACGCCCCGGCCCCCUCGCCUUCACCUGCCUCAAGCUGGCGCUGGGCCCCGACGGCGUCCUGGGGCCGCAGAAGCCGCUGGGCCGCGCCCUGCCUGCCCGCUUGGCCUGGGCCCUGCCCCCGGCCCGCACCGAGCCCCCCGAGCCCCGGCUGCGGACCUGGUGGCCACGCCGGCGCCGCAGGGAGCCUGACCGGCACUCCAUGUCGCUGCCCCUGCUGCAGAGCCUGGCCGCCGACUCUGACAGCGACCCCUGAGGCCUCGGCGCCAGGACAGGCACCAAAAUACAUGCCAACAUCACACGGCACCGCGUCCGUGUCCUGCGGGAAGGGCCCCCACCUCCUAGGCCGUGCUAACACAGGACUCCAGCACG